AUGUGUUGUUUCACGCGGAAAAAGGUCUCUGUGGCAGCCAGACGACAUCGUCCCGACCCGCAGGCCAGACCGUCACCGCCCCAGCCAAACGAACCUCACUCGUCGGUGGAGUCGCCGGAGCUGGUAACCUGCAUAUCUAGCAGUAAUAAGAUGGAGUAUACUGGGAAAGAUGGGCCGGAUUCGGAUGAAAGAAAGGUUGGUGGGAUUGUUCCUGAUAUACUGAUUAGCUAUUAGGUUGAACCAAAAGUAGCGGGACACUUUAGUUGGAAAUUAAAUGAAAAGUGUCCCGCUACUUUUGGUUCAAUUUUUAAAUAGAUAUUAAAAUAUUUAUGUUGUAUCUAAUUAAAAAAUUGAAUUUUAAGCCAAAUCUUAAAAUUUUUUCAAAAAUUUUUCUUUUUGAAAUUUAAAAUUUGAGUCAGUUUGAAGUUUGUAAGCUUAUAUUUUGGUCAAAAUUCAAAUUUUCAAAGUGAUUUGAAUACUUUUAACAAAAAACCUUUCAGAAACGAAAAAUCCUACAGUACAAGAAGCGAGACGUCAAUGGGAAGACCGUGGACGAAGAUGCAGAAAGUAUUACAGCAGCGCUAAGAGCUCGAGGGCAUGAAGUUGACCGAAAACAAAUUGAGACAGUUCUUCAUAGGAAAGUCGGGAAUCAGAAAAUCACCGCCAAAAUCAUGCCUGGUAGGGUAAAAAUUACUUUCUAUAUCUUAAAACAGCGAUUUUUUGAUGAUGUUAGCAAAAAGCCUAGUAGGUUGUUCAAAUAAUUCUGUGCCCUGGUUAAAGCAAAUUUUUUGGCCUUGAAGGCACAGAAUUAAUUAAACCACUUAAUGCAUUUUUAAUUCAUAAAAUUUUAUUUUUAGCCUUGGAACUGCGUUUUGUAAAACCAUUUUUUUUGGCUAAAAUACCAAAUUUGUAGUUACAGUAAUCUCUCUAUAUAGUGAAUCAUCUGUAUAAGCAACUCACCUUGUAGUAAACAAGAAAUUUGGCCCGUCAAGUCAAUUUGCACUAUAAAGUCUCUCUGUAAAGACAUCACCUUUUAUAGUAAACACAAAAUGUCGGUCCCUUCUGGUUGCUUAUAUAGAGACACUACUGUACAAUUUGUUUUACAUGUUUGGCCGCACAGGUCAAAUUUUAAAAGUCUUUUUGAUUUUUUAAAAAUUUUUAUGCUAAAAUUCACCUUUAGGCGACACAAUAUUCGAGUUGCCGAGUAGGAAGAAGAAAAAGAAGGGUGCAGAAGAAAACAAGAAAAAGGAUGACGAUACUGAUAGAUCUGAAGUUAUGGUAAGGUUUUGUAUCAAAUUUUUUAAAAAAAUGGGCAAUGCAAGGCAAUUUUAAGGUGGAGUAGAUAUUAUAUAAAGAUGAGCCAGACCGGUUUGUCUAGCUCAGCUUCAUGCAUUUCCUGAGGUUUCACUAACUUCAGGUAGCCCCAAACCAGGGCCCACGGGGUCGAGCUUAGGUCUCGAAACGAAAGAUUUGACUUGCGAAACACAGGGGAAUUAAACAAGUUUUUGAAAAUUUUAAGCUUUACUUUACUUUAUACAUCAACGAUCAUAAUUUUUAAAUGAAAAUACUGUUUCAGAAAACAGCAGAGGACCAGCAGGAGCCAGAAGAAGUGUUUGAAGAUCAGGAAGGUGACGAUGUAACCAGCGAAAACUACAUGUUUCAUGACAGCGAAAUACGCUAUGUUACCCGAUUGAUGAUUCAAGAAUCCGAUGUGGCCCACGUGCUUGAUGGAAACACUCCAGAGGAUAAAAAGGUAUGAUUUUUGAAAAUUUUUUAAUUUUAAAAAUUUCAAAAAAUUUUGAAAUUUUUUUAAAGAAAAAGUUGAAAAAAACUAUGUACACGCCUUUUUUAGUACUAUUUUAGCUUAUAUGACGAAGAGUCACAAAAUGCGGCGAAAUGUCACAAACUUUAACGAAGUGUCACAAAAGAUCACGAAAUGUCACAAAAUUUAUUGGAUAUUUUCAAAUCAAGUUUUUGGCCAAAAUAAUAUUGCCAUGUUCAUAAAAGUGCCAUAAUUUUAAAAUUUUUACAUAUCGAUUAUGAAAUUUAAAAUAAUUUUUCAGAUUUUCAAAGACAUGUUAAACCUUAUACCUACCAUACCAUGGAAUCCUUACCGUAAGGUGGAAGAAAUGACAGGAAAAGUAGAGAAGUUUGUCUUUAACUGUGACUACCUUCGACGCAACUCUUUCCUAACAAUGACGACGACAGGUGCCAGAGGGGAUAGGCCUAAAGUUACUCGGAAGAUCACUAGGUAAGUUUAUAUUGUAUCAGUCUUUCCCGAAAAGAAUGUUACAAAACUGCACAGUGCAGUUUGAAGGAAUCGCUGUCGCGCCGAGAAUUGGGCGACAAGCGACAAGGUCUGCGACAGUCGCUUGCACCCGGCGACAUCCCAAUGGAAAUCGCAACGUCGCAAGUGCAAAGCUUUGCGACAAACUGUCGUGUCGCGCUUCGAAUGGCGAUGCGACAGUGUGUCGCGGUUGUCGCAACGCUCAAGCCACAACUGUGUUCAAUGGAAGGAUUGCGACACGUUUUUUUGACUGUUGCAAGUCAUUGAAUCCUGCGACAACCGACCGGUGCGGCACUGAAGGGAUUGCACUGUGCAAUCUUUCCUCACAUCGUUGGCUGUAUCGUGUGAUCGCGCGGGAAAUCUGCACUGUGCAGCGGAAUUAAAAGGGCGCGAUUUUCUCGGGGACUGCACCGUGCAGCUGUAACAUUCUUUAGUGGAAAGACUGAUAGUAGGUCUAGGUAUAAAAUAGUCUAACAUAUUACGAUUUUUAAUCAUUUUUGUGCUAUGGCUUUUAUGAAAAUCCAUUUAAAGUGUCAUAUGUCACAUAAAAUAUGUAAUUUUACAUAAAUCAUGUCAUAAUUUCAGCAAAGUAACGCUAUCCAAGAAGAUCCUGCCCCUGUCCGAGUUCCCAACCCCAUCUCAAGAUAUUAAAGAAGCCGACAUUGAGGACGAGGACGAGAAGUUGAAGAAGGCCUUGCUGUCCCUCAAGUCCAAAAAGGAGCUGCGAUCAGUCAAACUCAAGAAAGACCAAGGAACAGUCAAAGAAAAAGGCAGCAAACACGGGAGCAAAAGGCUGGUCAAGAAAUAA
Bursaphelenchus okinawaensis is the source of this 3095-nucleotide messenger RNA. Lineage: Eukaryota; Metazoa; Nematoda; Chromadorea; Rhabditida; Aphelenchoididae. The record is from the annotation of a GenBank genome assembly.